UGAACGACGACUUUCACGUUUUUUUAGAAAAUUUCUCCACCACCACCACCACCACAACCACUCAGCCCCUUCCGAGCCCCUGGUGGCAGGCGUAUCUGCAGAAGCGCUUCCAUUGCCAGCCAGAAGGAUCCUCCUCCAAGACCGCCCCUUCACAGACUCUAUGCGGUGAGAACCCUUUGCACACGGCACCAAUGCAUCCAUCACCCGCCGCAUCCAGGGUGGUACGGGCCGUGGACUCGCUGCUGCACGCCAUGGACAGGCGGUACAAAGCUACCUGUCCAGGAGCCCAAGGUUUCUGCCGGAACAUGACCAGCAUCGUUCUGGAAGGAGGCACUCGGCUGGCUGGUGUUCGUUUCGAGUACGAGGGCGGGAUCAUCAGCUUCGGCGACAGCGACAACAUGGAGCUGAGCCUGGUCGUGAUGAGCUAUCAGCCAAGCGAGCUUCUCCUGGUGGGAACCUAUCGGUCGACUGGACUUUCAAUGAACACCUCCAACGUCAAGUUCUUCACCAGCGGUGGUCUGCCCCUGACGCUAGCGCAGCCCAACUGGCAGUGCAGAGACUGCGCAUGCGUCAACGUCGUCACUGGCAACACGACGAGUGGAGGCGCCACUGCGGUCUCGGAUGAGCGCUUUCCUUUCCAGUCGGGCUUAUGGUGGUCGCAGCAAGGUGUGAUGGUGAUGGAGGUCUGGUCCUACGCGGUCCUUGGGAUUUCGGUGGCCGGUGCGCUGGUCACUUUUGUCUUCAUCCUCUUCGUCUUGUUCAAGGUGUGGCAAGGCGCCCUCGCCAAGCGUUAUAUCGGCCUGGGGUUGCUGCUGUUGCUGGCCGUGAUCCUCCUCUACCUGUCUGCCCUCCCGUUCGUCAUCACUCCAUCGCCGACAGUGUGCGGCCUCCGCUACGUGUGUCCGGCGCUGGCCUACGGCCUCUGCUUCGCCGUCAUCCUGGUCAAGCUGAUGGCGCUGCAGGACUACCGGCGGAUCGGACUCGGAGGCGAGCUGUCCGGGGUUAACCAAGGACUAUCCGUCUUCUUCAUCGUCCUUGUCCAGGUCUCCAUCAGCUUGCAGUGGUGGUGGUUCCACCAGCCUUUCCUGCUUCAAGCCGACGGCCCUCGGGAAGGAAGGAAGAGGUUCGCCUGCGACUUUGACCGCCGAAGCUUCAUCCUGUGCCUGGCGUUUGUCAUCUUCCUCGUCCUUCUCUGCUCCGUCUACAGCGUGACGGUCCGGAAGGAGAAGAAGAACGCGGGAGAGGCGCGGUUGCUGCUGCUGUGCUGCUGGUUGACGGCCGCCGUGUGGCUGACCUGGGUCUCCAUGGUGAUGGCGCUGGAGGCGCGCUGGGCGCCAUUGCUGUGCAGUGUGGGCGUGCUGGCCACGGCCUCUGCCGUCCUGCUCAUCGUCUUCGUGCCCAAGGUGCGGCUGGUGGCGCGCCUCAAGUACGAUCUGCACAAGAAACAUGCCGGACGCAGCGGCUACAGCGUCGACACGGACUUCCUGUACGAGCGGCCAUAUUCCUUGCCUGGCACACUUACCUCCACCUACUCCAGCAUCAGAACCUACCCCAAGAGUGUCACGGCCAACUUCGACUCGUCACUCAGUUACUGACCUUUAACCCGCCGCUCUGAGACACUUUCCACGGCAUCCACAGACGCUUGAGACUACUACAUCAGCGCUGAAACAACCAUUUCUGACAUCAUCAACAGACAUGUCCUUCGUCAAUUAAGGUGACCUCGUUGCUAAAAAUAAAUAGUUAUGAGGUCAAGACAGACUCGUCUGACACCAGCAGGGUGUUAGAGAACAUCAGAAAGGACAUCAGCGCUUUAAACAAAGACACCUGAGACGAAUCAAGUACUCUUCUGAAAUCAGAAGCUUGAGAGAACAUCAACAUUCGAUAAUGACAUCAUCAUCAUUCAAGGCAACACCUUUGACACGGUCGGCUCUUCAAGAUCCCGCCUGAAGUGGUGUUAACUGUUCAUCUUCUGACACUGCGAACUUUCUUGAAGUUAGCCAAAACUAACCACCUUCUUCCUCUCUGUCGUAUAGUUCCGACAAGGAGAAAUCUUCCAAAAAGUUUCUGGUGAACAUUACAAAAGAAAGAUUUGUUUUUGUUUGCUUGGUCAAAGACCCGAUGAACUGGAGAAAGACUGAACGUCACUCCAAACACUUCCAAGUGUUGUUGUGUGUACAAAAAACAUCUUACUGGAAAAUUUUGCUUAGUUGUUUUGAGAGACGCAGAUCCUCGACUGUGGAGAAGUUCCCGUUUUUUCCCCUGUAGAGUUGCUCUACGGUGAAGUCACCUCUUUCCCAUCUAGCUUGUGGUCAUAAAAAACGGGGCGGGGGGUGGGGAGAGUAUUUUGUUCCAAUUGUACAUUCAUAACGAAUUCGGUGCAUGGACCUUGGUUGCAACCAUCAGUCCCAAACGGGGCCACACAAAAGGGGAGAUAAACAAGAGCUGAUCCCUAUUCCAAAUUUUGUUCGGGGUUUCUUACAAUCUGACUACCAUAACUUGUCUCUCUAGUUAGUGUGCACAGGUAAGCAAUCUACUUCCACCUGGAGUAUUCCCUCGCUGACUGUGGAAAUAAACACUCAGCUGCAAAUAGAGUUUUAAUUUACCCAAAUAUAUACAUAGAUUUUCCUUCAGAUGGUUUUAGGCCCAUUGGGUGGUUACUAUCCCUAGAUUUUGGCUUAGAGAAGCGACUUUCUGAAGUUUAUGUAAAUGAACAUCACUGUGUGCAUGUUUGUGUGCGUGCAUGAAUAAGUGUGUGUGUAGGUGCGCGCGCACGUGCGAGUGUACUUAUUUUCACCUCGUGCUGUGUGUUUUUUCGUCUUUUUGCUGCAUCCUGACGACCACUCGUCCCCAGUUCACAUAUUAACCCUUAACUUAUUGUGACCUAUGUUUGUGAUGUGCCAGGAUUCAAUCAGAUAUAUUAUAAGAUAGAAGAUACUUUCACUGUUGUUGACGAUGACGGCGCUUGUGCUCAUAUCUCAUGAUGUUUUAUUACUCCCCUAAGAAUCGGUAGAUUCGUAUGUUCUUGAAGAUAUUAUUAGUUCCUCAUAAAGAAUCUUAAUUCAUCCCUUAUUCCAGAACCUUCGAAACACACUCUCUGUCUCACUUAACGAACAGAAUAAUAACUUUGAAGAUCUGAACUCGUUGGGGAUUUGUUUCCAAUUAUCUGUUAGCAUUAAAAUGGCAACUGGUGUGAUUUGUUUUCUUUUGCUUUGUCGCAG
Molecule: messenger RNA, 3218 nt
Organism: Pomacea canaliculata
Lineage: Eukaryota; Metazoa; Mollusca; Gastropoda; Architaenioglossa; Ampullariidae
Product: metabotropic glutamate receptor 3-like
Exons: 3
Coding region: 192-1595 (467 amino acids)
Biological process (GO): regulation of synaptic transmission, glutamatergic; visual perception; G protein-coupled glutamate receptor signaling pathway
Cellular component (GO): postsynaptic density membrane
Molecular function (GO): sevenless binding; adenylate cyclase inhibiting G protein-coupled glutamate receptor activity; G protein-coupled receptor activity involved in regulation of postsynaptic membrane potential
Source: RefSeq, a predicted model, not a curated record